Messenger RNA from Talpa occidentalis (Iberian mole), 1684 nucleotides. RefSeq names its product pre-mRNA processing factor 18 (gene PRPF18). The transcript is spliced from 12 exons. Gene Ontology annotation, biological process: generation of catalytic spliceosome for second transesterification step; RNA splicing. Bases 726 to 1526 code for a protein of 266 amino acids. Gene Ontology annotation, cellular component: U5 snRNP; U4/U6 x U5 tri-snRNP complex; U2-type post-spliceosomal complex. The record is from RefSeq and is a predicted model, not a curated record. Lineage: Eukaryota; Metazoa; Chordata; Mammalia; Eulipotyphla; Talpidae.
GUUUUUAAUAAUAUUUAUUAGUUUUAUAUACUACACUGGGGGAGCGGAGAGCGCACCUUUUCUUUCUCACAACAUCUUUAGGGUGGGGAUGGAAGAAUACACCGCCUGGGAAUGGCAGUGCAGAAUGUGAGCCGACAUGCUCACCCCGAGCUGUGUGAGCAUCUCUAGACACAGAUACAAAGAGAAUAGAGAGUGGACAACUCAUCCAGCACGACGCCAAUUCAGGGUUCUCCAGGAAAACAGAACCACUGGGAGAGAUAUGAGAUUCAUUUAAGGUGUUGGCUCAUGUGAUGAUGGAGACUGAGAAGCCCCCUGAUUUACAUUAAACUGGAGACCCAGGGAAGUUGGUGGUAUAAUUCCAGUCCCAAGACCUGAGAACUGGAGGAGCUAAUAGUUUAAAUCCCAGUCCAAGGGCAGAAUAAGACCUGUCUCCUACUUCAAGUAAGCAGGUUUUGAUACCAGUGCAACCCCUGUUGGAUAAACUCCAUUCAGAGUGUAUCCCCCAGUCAGAAGCUAAGCUACUACAAUGUGAUUCAACCCAUAACAACUAUUAGAUAACAUCUGAAAAUAAAAAAUAUUUCAAACGUAGUGAACUUGCAAAAAAAGAAGAGGAAGCUUAUUUUGAACGAUGUGGCUACAAGAUACAGCCAAAAGAGGAGGACCAAAAACCAUUAACUUCAUCAAAUCCAGUGUUAGAACUUGAACUUGCAGAGGAAAAAUUACCCAUGACUCUUUCUAGGCAAGAGGUUAUCAGAAGAUUGAGAGAAAGAGGAGAACCAGUCAGACUAUUUGGAGAAACUGAUUAUGAUGCUUUUCAACGGUUAAGAAAAAUAGAAAUCCUCACACCAGAAGUUAAUAAGGGAUUGAGGAAUGAUCUGAAAGCAGCUUUGGAUAAGAUCGACCAACAAUACCUCAAUGAACUUGUAGGUGGUCAAGAACCUGGAGAGGAAGACACACAGAAUGAUUUGAAAGUUCAUGAAGAAAACACCACAAUUGAAGAGUUAGAGGCAUUGGGAGAAUCUUUAGGAAAAGGAGAUGAUCAUAAAGACAUGGACAUCAUUACCAAGUUUCUUAAGUUUCUUCUUGGUGUUUGGGCUAAAGAAUUGAAUGCCAGAGAAGAUUAUGUGAAACGCAGCGUGCAGGGUAAACUCAACAGUGCUACUCAAAAACAGACUGAGUCCUAUCUCAGACCCCUCUUCAGAAAGCUACGGAAAAGGAAUCUCCCUGCUGAUAUUAAAGAAUCAAUAACAGAUAUUAUUAAAUUCAUGUUGCAGAGAGAAUAUGUGAAGGCUAAUGAUGCUUAUCUUCAGAUGGCCAUUGGAAAUGCUCCUUGGCCUAUUGGUGUCACUAUGGUUGGUAUCCAUGCCAGAACUGGUAGGGAAAAGAUUUUUUCCAAGCAUGUUGCACACGUAUUAAAUGAUGAAACACAGCGGAAAUACAUACAGGGAUUGAAAAGAUUAAUGACCAUUUGCCAGAAGCACUUUCCAACGGAUCCAUCAAAAUGUGUGGAGUACAAUGCACUAUAAGAUCUAUAUAUAGUGUGUAAAUAACAAUAAGAAACUUACGGGAGCUUGGUACAGACUUCUGGAAUUACAAAAACAAAUGAGGGAAGAAGAAAAUGGAGUUUCUAGUCUCUGAGUUCUACCUAAAGCAACUUUUGGUUUUAAGAACUGUGUGGGCUCUU